Messenger RNA from Aspergillus homomorphus CBS 101889, 1193 nucleotides. RefSeq lists its product as uncharacterized. Lineage: Eukaryota; Fungi; Ascomycota; Eurotiomycetes; Eurotiales; Aspergillaceae. Gene Ontology annotation, molecular function: heme binding; monooxygenase activity; iron ion binding. The record is from RefSeq and is a predicted model, not a curated record. The transcript is spliced from 2 exons. The coding region runs from base 1 to 1149 and encodes 382 amino acids.
AUGCCGCAGUCAAAUCAACAAGGCCACAGAAGAAUCCUCAACAAGCACUUCGAAGGCCUGAAGAACCACCUUUCCCAGCAGCAAUCCCGCAUACGAGCGAACGGGCGCCUUCGCGUCAGUUUUGGCAUAGAGAACGCCUUCACGACGCCUGAUGAGCAAUACGCGAAUCAGUUUGUGAAGCAGGCGAGAAAGCUCACCAGCCUCAAAGCAGAAGAAUGGGUGGAAUUGGCCGAAACACUCCGCUCCAUCGCUCACAGCCUGAUCAGCAUCUCCGCGAAGUCAGAGCGUGGUCUUCACCUUGCAAGCCUCAUACAGUCCACUUCCCUGCGAGCCAUCCUAAUCACGCUUCUGAAAGUGCAGCUAGAUACAAUCCCAGAUGUCGAAAGCCACAUUGUUCUGUUAGCGAACAGGAUCAAUGACGUCUGGCAAACAUCGAAAACAGAAACGAAUCUCGUGGACUUUGCCCGGAACGACGAGCUCCAAGCACCUUUAUCGGCUAUUUUCCCCGAGUAUGACAUAACAGACCCCCGUAAGAACCCACUGUGCUGGAUCCUGCCUGGGUUCGAAACAGCGUGGCGGAUCAAUCUGCGCAUGCUCCUCGAACUCCAGUUUAACGCCGGCAACGAUCGUCCGAAAUGGAGGGAGACAAUGAUCGCUUUCAUGCGGAAGCCUACCAAAGCUCAGUUCGAAGACCGCCAGACGAGCGAAGUCUCGGCGAAGGAUCUCGUUGCCGAAGCACUGCGGUUAUACCCCCCUACGAAGCGAAUCUACCGUGCGUUCGAAUGGGAGGAAGAUGGAGAUACCAAGUUGGAUACUUUUGCGGCGGACGUAGAGGAAUGUCAUCUCUCGAAUGAGAUCUGGGGACUGGAUGCGCUGAGGUACAAUCCACUGCGGUGGAAGACUCUGACGGAUGCUCAGAAGGAGGCUUACCUGCCGUUUGGCGGAGCUCCAUAUGAAUGUCCUGCGAAGGCCGUCUUCGGACCAAGGAUGAUUGGCUUGGUCGUUGGAGCUACCCUGGAGGCCAUGCAGAGGAAGGGAAGUUGGAGGAGCAGUGGGAUGGACAUGUUUCGUGGGGAGCGGUUGAUGAACGAUCGGGCCUCAUAUGAGGAGAUGUAUCUUCGUCUAGUGACAGCUACAACGCACUCUUGAGAGGGAGUUCGUGUUGCAGGCAUAUUUUUGUGGGUGCUGUCUGG